Dromaius novaehollandiae (emu) is the source of this 839-nucleotide messenger RNA. It is a transcript of the gene MYL2, whose product is annotated as myosin light chain 2. Gene Ontology annotation, molecular function: calcium ion binding. Gene Ontology annotation, cellular component: cytoplasm; myofibril. The record is from RefSeq and is a predicted model, not a curated record. Lineage: Eukaryota; Metazoa; Chordata; Aves; Casuariiformes; Dromaiidae. Gene Ontology annotation, biological process: muscle cell fate specification; cardiac muscle contraction; heart development.
GCCUUACCUAUCACGGCCAAAAGUGGGCAUGGGGCUAUUUUUAAACCGCAGUGAGCUGUAUUUAUUGUUUCGGCCGGGGGAGCGCGAGGGACUGCCUGCGAGAUUCCUCCGGCAGCAGCGCCGGCGGCCGUGCGGAGCCAUGGCACCCAAGAAAGCCAAGAAGAGGAUUGAGGGGGCUAAUUCCAACGUCUUCUCCAUGUUCGAGCAGGCCCAGAUCCAGGAAUUCAAGGAGGCAUUCACCAUCAUGGAUCAGAACCGCGACGGCUUCAUCGACAAGGCGGAUCUGAGAGACACGUUCGCUGCGCUUGGACGUCUGAACGUAAAAAACGAGGAGAUUGAUGAGAUGAUAAAGGAGGCGCCGGGACCAAUUAACUUCACCGUGUUCCUGACCAUGUUUGGAGAGAAACUCAAGGGUGCCGACCCGGAGGAGACCAUCCUGAACGCGUUCAAGGUGUUUGAUCCAGAGGGCAAAGGCCUGAAAUCUGCCUACAUCAAAGAAAUGCUGAUGACGCAGGGCGAGAGGUUUUCCCAGGAAGAGAUCGAUCAGAUGUUUGCAGCCUUCCCUCCAGACAUCUCCGGCAACCUCGAUUACAAAAACCUCGUCCACGUCAUCACACACGGUGAAGAGAAAGACUAGCCCACACUCACCCUCAGCACAGGGGUUGGCACCGUGGGAUCACCUUUCUCGAGGUCAUACGGGGGGUCUCUCUGUCCCCUCCAUCAGCAGCUCCUCUCCUUGAUCCCAUCCCUGCCCAGCUCUCUGCGCUGCAGACCUGCCUGUCACGGGGAAUACAAACCUGAACGGCAUCCGCAUUAAAGUGCAUUGUGGCGCGAGGAAA